AUGCCGCGCAGGAGAGUAAGCCGAUUGACUCCCACUCCACCACCUGAGAUUCCCACUCCACUGCUUGAGACUCUCACCCUACCACCUACAAUCCCCGCUCCACCACCAGAGAUUCCUACUGCCCAGCCUGAGGAUGCUACUCCUCUACCAGAGACCAGUGCAAAUCCGACUGUACCUAUGAUGAGGAGAGGAGAGCCCGCCUCUUCGAGGACGGCUUACGUUACGAUCUUCGAGGUCGUGUUAUUGGGCAUUAGCUCCCAACUUUUGAGGGAUGCGUCGACCACAGCAGAGGCACACAGGUCACUCAGCCUUCCGAGCAUCAGCAGGACCUCCGGUACCACCUCCGAGGCAGUUCACCGGCACCUGUUUUGGGUGUGGUGCAAUGGGGCACCGUAUGUGGGAGUGCCCCCGCCCCCAGCAACAACAGUAACUGAGAGGUUCAUAGCAGCAUUAGAGAUCCCCGCAGCAGUAGCGACAUCAGGCCCCACCACCAAGGCCCCCUCAGCAGCAGCAUCAGCACCAACCUCCGAGGCCACAGCAGCAAAGGCAACAGUUUCGUCCACCUCAGCGACACUAGCAGUAGCAGCACACUCAGAGGGGACAGGACCUCCUCAGCCGGCUCAGGCUAGGUUCUACGUGGCUCAACAGGAUCCGUAG
Magnolia sinica is the source of this 657-nucleotide messenger RNA. RefSeq lists its product as uncharacterized. The transcript is spliced from 3 exons. NCBI's taxonomy places the organism in Eukaryota, Viridiplantae, Streptophyta, Magnoliopsida, Magnoliales, Magnoliaceae. The coding region runs from base 1 to 657 and encodes 218 amino acids. The record is from RefSeq and is a predicted model, not a curated record.